GUGCGUGUGCGGGUGUGGAUGCGUGCGCGGUGCGGGUGCCCUUUCCUCCCUUCUUCCUCCCUUUCUUUCUUUUCUCCGUGAUCGCUCUCCCCCUCUCCCCGGUCAUCCCAUGGUGUUCAGGUCCCCGCUAGAGCUCUAUCCCACCCAUUUCUUCCUGCCCAACUUCGCCGCCGACCCGCACCACCGCUCCCUCCUUCUCGCCAGCGGCGGCAGCGGCAGCGGCUCGGGCUGCAGCCCCGGGGCCGGCGGCGGCGGCGGCGGCAGCUCCCGGGCGCCCCACGAAGAGUUGUCAAUGUUUCAGCUGCCCACGCUCAACUUCUCCCCGGAGCAAGUAGCCAGCGUCUGCGAGACGCUGGAGGAGACCGGAGACAUAGAGAGGCUGGGGAGGUUCCUCUGGUCGCUGCCGGUGGCGCCGGGGGCAUGCGAGGCCAUCAACAAGCACGAGUCCAUCCUGCGCGCCCGGGCGGUGGUGGCCUUCCACACGGGCAACUUCCGCGACCUCUACCACAUCCUGGAGAACCACAAAUUCACCAAGGAGUCGCACGGCAAGCUGCAGGCCAUGUGGCUCGAAGCGCACUACCAGGAGGCCGAGAAGCUGCGGGGCCGCCCGCUGGGGCCGGUUGAUAAAUACAGGGUAAGGAAGAAGUUUCCGCUGCCCAGGACCAUUUGGGAUGGCGAACAGAAGACGCACUGCUUCAAGGAGAGGACUCGCAGCCUCCUGAGGGAGUGGUACCUGCAGGACCCUUACCCCAAUCCGAGCAAGAAAAGGGAACUGGCUCAGGCCACGGGGCUCACCCCCACGCAAGUAGGCAACUGGUUCAAAAACCGAAGGCAAAGAGACAGAGCGGCGGCGGCUAAAAACAGGCUCCAGCACCAGGCGAUAGGACAGAGCGGCAUGCGGUCGCUGGCAGAGCCCGGCUGCCCGACGCACAGCUCGGCCGAGUCCCCGUCCACGGCGGCCAGCCCGACCACCAGCGUCUCCAGUUUGACAGAAAGAGCCGAGACGGGCACCUCCAUCCUCUCGGUAACCUCCAGCGACUCGGAAUGUGAUGUAUGAUAUCGGAAAACAAACAAACAAA
Molecule: messenger RNA, 1079 nt
Organism: Numida meleagris (helmeted guineafowl)
Lineage: Eukaryota; Metazoa; Chordata; Aves; Galliformes; Numididae
Gene: SIX3
Product: SIX homeobox 3
Exons: 2
Coding region: 110-1057 (315 amino acids)
Biological process (GO): regulation of transcription by RNA polymerase II; brain development; eye development
Cellular component (GO): transcription regulator complex; nucleus
Molecular function (GO): DNA-binding transcription factor activity, RNA polymerase II-specific; RNA polymerase II cis-regulatory region sequence-specific DNA binding
Source: RefSeq, a predicted model, not a curated record